AUGGACGCUGGGAUGGACCUGCUCCAUAGCUCCGGGGUAGAGCUGGUGCAGUACCUACAGAUGAAUUACAGGGACUCCGAGAGCUGGUUCACCUUCAUCUCUUUCGCCGCUGACCUGAGAAACACUUUCUUUGUUUUCUUUCCCAUUUGGUUCCAUCUGUGUGAAGCCGUGGGUGUCAAACUCAUCUGGGUGGCUGUCAUUGGAGACUGGCUCAACCUCAUCUUCAAAUGGAUAUUAUUUGGACAGAGACCUUACUGGUGGGUUCAUGAAACAUCCUACUAUGGUAACUCAUCUGUUCCAGUCUUAGAACAAUACCCUAUCACCUGUGAAACAGGACCAGGAAGCCCAUCGGGUCACGCUAUGGGGUCAGCUGGAGUUUGGUAUGUCAUGGUGACAGCAUUUCUGACCAGCACACUUCAGAAUAAGCAGCAUCAUGUUCAGAACUGGUGUCUGCGAGCUUUACUAUGGGCAGUCUUCUGGCUAGUUCAGGUUAACGUCUGUGCGUCCAGAAUAUUUGUAGCUGCCCAUUUCCCACACCAAGUCUUCCUAGGGGUUAUUUCAGGGUUGAUGGUGGCUGAGGUGUUUGGCCGGAUUGAUGCAAUCUACAACGCAAGCUUCAAGCAGUACCUGAAGAUCACUCUGUCCUUGUUCUCCUUCGCUCUGGGCUUCUAUCUGGUGCUGAAGGUGCUGGGAGUGGACUUGCUGUGGUCAGUGGAGAAAGCCCAGAGAUGGUGCGCCCGAGCAGAAUGGGUCCACAUCGACAGCACUCCCUUCGCUGGUCUGGUCAGGAACAUGGGGGCCUUGUUCGGAUUGGGAUUAGCUCUCAACUCCCCCAUUUAUGCUGAGAGCUGCAAAGGGAAGAGGAGCCAGCAGUUCAGCUUCAGACUAAGUUGUAUAGUGGCUUCGUUACUCAUCCUGCAUCUGUUUGACUCAGUGAAGCCCCCGACCCAGACGGAAUUCCUGUUUUACUUUCUGUCUUUCUGUAAGAGUGCUGCUGUACCUCUGGCUGCUGUGGCAAUUAUCCCAUUCUCUGCAUCACAUGUCAUGAACCAACAAGAGAAAAAAAUGCUAUAG
Hemiscyllium ocellatum (epaulette shark) is the source of this 1074-nucleotide messenger RNA. Its product is annotated as glucose-6-phosphatase catalytic subunit 1-like. The record is from RefSeq and is a predicted model, not a curated record. The transcript has 5 exons. Bases 1 to 1074 code for a protein of 357 amino acids. Gene Ontology annotation, cellular component: membrane. Gene Ontology annotation, biological process: glucose 6-phosphate metabolic process; gluconeogenesis. Lineage: Eukaryota; Metazoa; Chordata; Chondrichthyes; Orectolobiformes; Hemiscylliidae. Gene Ontology annotation, molecular function: glucose-6-phosphatase activity.